AGUAUAACUGAGCGCUGAGCGCUUAACGCCCAUAGGUUGAAUCAGUUCUUGUUGAACUUGGUCGAAAAAGGCUCGAAAUCAUCGUGUCUACUCAUUAUCUUGGACUUCUCGCUGCAAUUUAUGAUUCCUUUCUUACCACGAAGUGUAACGAGGAAACUACCAACAGCAUCCACACGAAGCACUCCGGGGCGGCAUUUGACCUCAGGUCAAGCGACGGCUUCGAAGACGCAAACCGUUGAAGCUAUUGAACCCCAUCCGUCUCAGUCGGAUAAUAAAGGGAAACACAAAGAUGUCUGUGCGAAUCCGGCGUAUGACGAAGAGUAUGCCUGCCUUGUAUACUUAUCCAUGUCGGAGUAUGCUCUAUGGUCCAACCCGGAUCUGAGACGGAGGCUGGAGAUGAGCGACGAAGGAUCCUGAGCACGUAGUUAUUCCCUUGGCAUACCUUAUGGAACAUUUAGCCCCUUUGUCUCCCAUAACGAAUGAGCUCACAGAAGCGACCCUGGUUAAGACAAUUCGCACACAUGCUGCGGAUACCUUCGACGUUCGUAUGCUCAUGGAAAAUCCUUCUCGAGCUGGCUGGUACGGAAAGGAUAUCUCACAUGAGACCUCCAAAGGUGGUUUCGAGGUACGGCGCAAGGAUUGGAGGGAAGUCCUUUCUUGCGCCAGGAACCGAAGUAGACGCGACUGGGAAGGUUUAACUGUAUAUGUGGAAAAUAUCCCGCUGCAAUACCGAACUGUUCCAGGAAUAUUCAAGUUUAUACAGUCAUUGACGGACGUAGCGUACACUACGGCCAUUUCAACCGAGUUGCAGGUGCAGCAGAUUUUGUUACCCAAGCAUUUUCGAGAUAAGGCAACAGACCAGCCAAAGUGCAAAGGCUUCGCUCUUGUCACACUGUCUAGCACUGAAGGGCUCGAAUACUUGCUUCACCGCUGGCCCUGGCAACGCCGCAUCAACGCUGCAGAUGAGGAUUGGUCACCUCAAGAAUGUGAAGCUCACAAGUUCGGCUUCCGUGUCUUACCCAAGGCUCAAUGGGCCACAUUAAAUGAGGAAUACAUUGCAUACCGACAAUCCCUCCUCAAUCAGAUCGCAGAGACAGAAGUUCCCGAGCUUCACGCGAAGAGUGACUUGGAGGAAGUUGUAGAACGUGAAAUUCCCGCACUUACACCUGCACCGCCAGGGCCGGAAUCACCAGACCAUGGACAAACUACCAUCGCGUCCCCCUAUCCUUAUAAUUGCCUCGUCUUCGUACGGAAUAUCCAUCCAGAGACGAACAAGACCACACUUCGUACACUAUUUGCAAAAGCCUUCGUGAUCUGUGAUCGUAUUUUACCUUCCGGUGAAGGAGUGGAUUAUGUCGACUUCAACAAGGGUAUGAAUACGUGUUUCUUACGACUAGCUACUCCAACACACGCAGAAGUUCUCAUCGCACAUUUUUCUUCUACACCUACGACGCAAGCGGAUGGCCUUGACGCUGGCGGUCAUUCGCCGACGGGCAACAAGAAACCAAUCGCUGUGGAACUAGUGGAUGGAACAAGAGAAGAGUUGUACUGGGGUAAAGUCCCAGAGAAGGUCCGGCGACAGGCCGUCCAGCGAGUUGUUGCUGCGACUGCUAGCAAUUUCAAAGUCCAUGGAACUUGUAACAAGGAAGAAGGCGGUGGAGAGUCGCAAACAGGUCCGAGACGGCGUCGCAAGAGACGGAAGAUGGACUCAUAGUGUGUCUGUAACAGUAGUGCACUAGUUGUAUUACAGUCUAUUACUGACAUAGUCAUGAGUUCAAUUGACUAGGAAUUCGGCUACAAGCUUCAUAUAUUUCUGACGCUCCUCCAGGAAAGGAGUGUGACUAGAAUUCUCAAAGGU
Messenger RNA from Somion occarium, 1858 nucleotides. The record is from the annotation of a GenBank genome assembly. Lineage: Eukaryota; Fungi; Basidiomycota; Agaricomycetes; Polyporales; Cerrenaceae.